Geodia barretti is the source of this 1389-nucleotide messenger RNA. The record is from the annotation of a GenBank genome assembly. NCBI's taxonomy places the organism in Eukaryota, Metazoa, Porifera, Demospongiae, Tetractinellida, Geodiidae.
UUGGCACUGAGUCUGGUGCGUUGCGAGCACGAUUUCUCCCGCUACUCCUUUCAAACAGUCCUAAACACUCAAGAAAACGGAGGUCUGUACGAACUCUACUGGACGUUCGACAAUGAAGCAGAGACAAUUUCCUUCGCCGUUCGCGUGAAUGCCACGGGUUGGGUUGGCUUUGGACUUUCGCCUAACGGACAAAUGCCCGACUCUGACGUGGUCAUAGGAUGGGUCCCUAAUGAAGGAGACCCUGUGUUCCAUGACCGGUUUGCAGGGGGAAGGGAACCUCCCACAAUAGACGAGCAACAAGACUGGGUGCUGAAAGGUGGAGAGGAAGAGAAUGGCUUCACUAUCCUUGAGUUCAGUCGGAAAUAUGUCACCUGUGAUGGCUAUGACCUCCCCAUCAUGGCUGAGACCGCAAGAGUCAUUUGGAGUUUCCAUGCCACCACUGACCCAACCUCUGAGGUCCUUACCUUCGCUGACAUACACUCACAUAAGGGAGCUCUCAGUCUCAACCUACUGGGAGGUCUCCCUGAUGCAGCUCCUGAUCCCCAGGACCUGGAGUAUUUUGACAUCAAAGUUGACAAUAUUGUUAUUCCUAAGAAAGACACCACCUACUGGUGCUCAGUCUCCAAAGUCCCGGACAAUCUUCUUAACAAGACUGGAUACAUCACUAAGUUUGGACCGAUAGUAACGGAAGGAAACGACGCCCACGUCCACCAUCUUGUGGUGUACAUUUGUUCCGGAAUAAACGACUCUCACAUUGGAAAUGGAGGCGACUGCAAAGACGACGCAUUUGAGUUUCAAGUUCGAAGGUGUCGCUCUGGGACUUUCAUAGCUGCCUGGGCCGUGGGAGGAGAGGAUUUUACUUAUCCUGACAAUGUGGCCUAUCCGUUUGGAGGUGAAGGAUACAUCAUGAUGGAACUGCACUUUGACAAUCCCAAGCAGAUAGAAGGUACCAGAGAUAGCUCGGGGAUGAGACUGUGGUACACCACUACUCCGAGAGAGUACGAUGCCGGAAUAUUUGAAGUUGGAUACUUUAUCGGCGUCAACCACGUUAUUCCACCAAACUCUCAGAACUUUGUCACUCAAUGCAUUCUGCCGGAUCAGUGCACCAAUAAGUUCAAACCAGAGGAUGGUAUCCACGCCUUUGCAAACUUCUUUCACACACAUCUUGUCGGUCAUGGCCUGACUCUCCAACACAUCCGCUACAACUCUGAAUGUGAUGUGUACGAGGAACUGGAGCCAAUUGACAAUAAUCUUCAAUAUGAUUUCAACUUUCAACAGAUCAAUCAUCUGCGGCAGGAAGUGACCGUUAAACCUGGUGAUAUCAUUCAGUUGAAGUGCUUCUACAGGACUGUAGGGUUUGAAAAUGUUACCUUUGUGAGGGAAAAUUAA